AUGUCAAAACGCAAAGCACCCCCCCUCGAAUCUCCAUCUAAACGCGUAAAACCUACCCCGGUACCCACUCAAUCCGUCAUAAAGGUCGCUCGUGUACCACCACCAAAGCCUCCCACCACUCCUCGACGCGUUCGAAGACUGCCAACUCCCACUUCAGACAGCGAAGACGAACUAGACGUCAUCCAGUCAUUUUCAGCUCGGAGAGUGAAGGCGAAGUCAGAUGCAGAAGACUCUCCUAUUCGGAGAACUACCAAACCUGCUGUUGCGCGGACGAGGCGGAAGGGUGUCGUCAAAACAGGCCCUGACGCCAACCACGACGCGUUAAGCUCAACAAAAUUGCUCGAAACCCGCACCUUACGUUCAGGAAAAACCACGCCUACAACUCCGACCAAGCCUAGAUCCCCGAAAAAGCCCGUACAAACUAGUAAGGCUGAAGCCAAUAACUCACCCAAGAAACCUACACGCAUCUCGCCUGUCAAAAAGGUUGAAUCCCCCAAGAAGGCUGCCAGGCGGAAGACACCUUUGCCUCCUUCGAGCUCAGAAGAUUCAGAGGAGUUGUCAGAUGUGCCAGAAAGUCGAGAACCUUCACCCAGCCCAUUGCCUCGUCAAGCGCCUGCGAUCACCCCUCUCAUUGCUCCACGACCAAUUGCACCGUUAAAUGCCACCAACUGUUUGGAUCUCCAGAAACGCCAGAUUCUGCGCGUCUUGCAACAUCCUUUGGACCUUGACGUUGAAGAGGAAGGUUCUCCGAGCCGGAUCGCUUCACAGCAAUUGAGUGACUUGCUCAGUGGUACUGUCGAGAGGGGGGAGGGAAAUAGCUGUAUGUUGGUGGGCCCCCGAGGAAGUGGCAAAACAAGUAUCGUCGACCAGUGCAUAGCGAAGUUAUCUGAGCAACCGAUUGUUCUGAGACUAUGUGGGUGGACGCAGCAAACGGACAAGCUCGCGAUACGUGAAAUUGCGUACCAACUUGGACAUCAAACGGGGAAAUCUUUUCUUGUUCCAGAUGAAAACCAAGGCGUUGAAGAGAAUCACGAAGCUCCCUCUGGCAUGUCUGCACUGAUUACUGCUCCUGCGGCGCACCUUCCUGCUCUCAUAUCUGUUCUCCCGACCCUUGCACGACCCACUGUUGUCAUUUUGGAUGCACUCGACCUCUUCGCUCAGCAUCCUCGGCAGUCUUUGUUGUAUUGCUUGUUGGAUACUGUUCAGAGUUGUCGAGCUGGCACCCAAACGAAAGGUCUUGCUGUCAUUGGCGUGACUAGUCGCAUCGACACGCUCAAUAUGCUGGAGAAAAGAGUCAAGAGUCGGUUUUCUGGGAGGAUGUUCCGAACGGCCCCGCCCGUUCAAUCCCAGGACUGGCUUCGGCUUACUGGUAGAAUACUGGCCUCUCAAGUCGACAAUACCAUCAUCGAGAUGGAUGAUUGGAAGGAACAGUGGACCUCCGCAGUUCAACUAUUCCUCAACGACCCGAAAGUUUGCACCGCGUUAAAGGAAACUUUCAGUCUCACCAAAGAUGUGCGGGUGCUCGUAAGAUUGCUGAUUUCACUUGUCGUUAGACUUUCGCCUUCGUCCCCAUUCCCGACGUUAAGUCUGUUGGAGACUGCGAUUGCGACCCAGCGCUCUCGCCCGCCUUUCCCCAUGCUCCAUGCCCUCCCAUACCCAUCAAUAUGCCUCCUAAUUGCUACAGUACAUAGUCAGGCAACUGGCCACCCAACGUUUACUUUCGAAAUGCUUUACGAGCGGGUUCGGGACCAGAUUCGUAGUUCAACGGCCGCCCCAGUUCUGUUCCAUGGCAGCAGCAUCGGCAUGCCUCAAUGUUCGCGUUCUGUGUUACUCAGCGCCUUUGAAGGCUUAGUGUCAGCAAAGGCCAUCGCGUUCGUUGCGUCUUCUGCUGGUAUGGCCAAGGAAUUUGUGAAAUACCGCGCUGUUGCGAGCAAAGAGGACAUCAAACGCGCACUGCAGGUCAAAGGCGACGUAAAUUUGACCAAGUGGUUUACAAAGGCAACCCAAUAG
Messenger RNA from Mycena indigotica, 2010 nucleotides. RefSeq names its product AAA domain-containing protein. Gene Ontology annotation, cellular component: nuclear origin of replication recognition complex; nucleus. Gene Ontology annotation, molecular function: DNA replication origin binding. The record is from RefSeq and is a predicted model, not a curated record. The transcript is spliced from 5 exons. Gene Ontology annotation, biological process: DNA replication initiation; DNA replication. The coding region runs from base 1 to 2010 and encodes 669 amino acids. Lineage: Eukaryota; Fungi; Basidiomycota; Agaricomycetes; Agaricales; Mycenaceae.